AUGCGGAACCAAACCCUCUGCUUAAAGCUUCUUUGGAGAUUAUUCUCAUCCGACUCACUCUGGGCAAAAUGGAUGAGGAACAAUAAAAUAAAGGAUGAUGUGUUUUGGCUUAUAGACGAAAAGAAACAGUGUUCGUGGACUUGGAAAGCGCUGCUACACCUUCGACCUCUGGCCAUCCGUUUCUUGAAAAGUGAAGUAGGAAAUGGCAAAUUGGUUAGUUUCUGGUUUGAUCGGUGGACUCCUUUUGGCCAACUAAUUCAGUUUCUGGGCCCCUCAGGACCGAGCCUCACAGGAAUACCUCUUCGCAGUAUUGUGGCAUCUGCGAGCUCUCCUGAAGGGUGGAUUCUGCGUCCAGCGAGGUCCCCUCAAGCAAAGCUGUUACACAUACAUCUCACAACAAUUGUUUCACCUUCGUUAUCCUCAUACCAAGACAUCUUCUUUUGGAGUUCAAAUGAUGAUGAGUCCGUCUCUUUUUCUAUCAAGAAAACCUGGGAAGCUUUACGAGAAAGACACGACCCGCAACGUUGGACAGAACACAUAUGGUACAAGGGAGCUAUUCCAAGACUUUACCCUGAAAUUCGUGAACACUUAUUCCUCAACUGUGAGUUCAGUGAAGAGAUCUGA
Messenger RNA from Camelina sativa (false flax), 624 nucleotides. Lineage: Eukaryota; Viridiplantae; Streptophyta; Magnoliopsida; Brassicales; Brassicaceae. The record is from RefSeq and is a predicted model, not a curated record.